AUGGGACUAGUUAGCGUCAUAGCAUCCACGUGUCAACUUUCACACAAUCUCCUAGUCACAAUCCAGGGCCACGGCCACGGGGCCCCAACUGCCGACUAUCCUUACGCCUCUAAUUUCUGUGAUAAUUCACGUAACUUUUACUAUCCUCAAAGAGCUUCUGAGUUGUUCGAUAUGUUAAAAGCAAUAUGUACGUGUUUGUUGCGUGCUCUAUAUUCUUUGUAUUCGCAGUGUAGAUACACCGUAGCCGAUGGCAACGGUUGGCGUGACUGCCAAUACGGCGGCAAAGUUUCCGGUUACCAGUGGGACUGCAAGAAGUCAGUCGACAAACCUAUGUGCCAAGCAAAGACCGAACCAAAGUGCCAGGCAAAGUGCCAACCAAAUGACCAAACAACUUGUUAUCCAAAAUCACCUCUACAGGCUCACCUAAUGGACGGGUUACCAGGUCACUUGCCUCACAAACUAUCCUCUGUUGGCUGCACAUCCAAGUGUUCGACAUGUCCUAAGCAGUCACCUGGCAUGGUAUGUUUGACGCCCAUGGGCUUCUGGGAUUUGACUCAUGCCGGAUCCAAAAAGGGCACGGGUAAAGAUAUAUGCAACGUGCUUUCCGAAUUUUGCGGUAGUGCGGACUCGCCGUUGCCCACGCUGCUAAACUAUUUGAUGCAGGUAUCACCGACGCCGCCUAAAUCUCUGGCAGAUCAAUUCUCAUUCUUUGCCAAUAUCUUCAGACAGUUGUCAUCUGGCAAGUUUUCUACCAGCGACAGAUUGGUGAACCAUAUGAAUACGAAUACUAUUCCUGCAAUGUCCUUGAGGCUAUAUGCCGAUGAAGCCACAAAGUUCACUAGCCAGUUAAAAUCAUUAUCUGGUUCAACGUCUGAUCACAACGACAAGAUUCCCGGCGUCACUCACUCCGAUUUAUAUAGCCUGUGCACUGAAGUUGCUAUACAUUCCGAUCUUAUGUGUUCGGCACAAAGCAAAGAUUGCGCUCCAUAUCUCAAACCUCUCUGUGCUGAUGCCCAUCACACAUAUGCUACAAAGCACGCAAACCUUUAUCUGUCAUGGCUUACUUAUUUGCCUUUUGAUUUCUACAAUCUUCUGAAAUCACUGUUUGAGGACUUUUGCAAUAUCGAUUGCAAAGCCGGUGGUUGUUCGGCAUGUAAUUGCGCAGUAGGAAAACAUGGACUCCAAUUCCAGUGUACCUGCAAGAGUUAUGUGCAGUGCCAUGGCGUACGCAUGAUACUAAACAACUAUGGAUUCACAUUUGGUGAUUCCAAAAAGUUGAUGGAUAAUCCAGACAGACGCUUCUGCCAUAAUUUCUAUUAUCAACUUAAAAAGGUCAUCGAGUCGGACCAUUUCAAAACGCUAUUAGAAAAAUGCGAUGAUAUAUUAUGGUACAUUAGAAUCCCAUUCUCAUACCUCUUAUUAGCCCUCUGGUCCCUCUCUGUCCUCUACCUGCUGCACAUCACCGUCGUCCGCCUCGACGUCCUGAGGAUACGCUCCCACCUGAGAUCACCCGCAAGCCACCGCAUCGCCGCGCAGUCCCUCCUCGCCGUUGCAAAGGUUGGGAAAAUAGCCAACGUCAAGUACCUCUCACCAUAA
Babesia ovata is the source of this 1596-nucleotide messenger RNA. RefSeq lists its product as uncharacterized. The transcript has a single exon. Bases 1 to 1596 code for a protein of 531 amino acids. Lineage: Eukaryota; Apicomplexa; Aconoidasida; Piroplasmida; Babesiidae. The record is from RefSeq and is a predicted model, not a curated record.